AUGUUGGCUCGGAACAUAUCUCGGAGUUUUUGGAAUGCUUUGCGUCUGGAGACCCGAUUCUUAUCUUCAGACACAGCCAAGCCACUGCCUGAAACCAAAGAAGGUGUAGAACCAACUCAGGCUGAAGCACUGGACAAGGACAUCUGCCUAUUAGUGGACGAAAAGGACAAUAUCAUUGGUACCGCAACCAAGAGAGAAUGCCACAAAGUCGGCCCUGAGGGUGACAUCUUGCUGCACCGAGCCUUUAGUGUCUUCCUUUUUAAUAAGAGAGGUGACAUGUUGUUACAAAGGAGGUCAAGCCAAAAGGUUACAUACCCAGAUUACUACUCCAACGCCUGCUGCAGCCAUCCAUUGUACAUAGACAACAAGCCAGAGAACAUCAUAGAUGCUGCCAGGCGGAGACUGAACCAUGAACUAGGCAUACCUAUGGACCAGAUGGAGCCGGAGCUGUUCACGUUCCUGACGCGCGUGCACUACCACGACCCCGGCGACGGCGUGUUCGGCGAGCACGAGAUCGACCACGUGCUCUUCCUGCAGAGCGACGUCAAGAUCAAGCCCAACUCGGACGAGAUAUCCGAGUACUGCUUCGUGCCCAAAAACGAGUUCAAUGCAUUUAUCCCGACGUUGGAAGGGCCGAUAACACCCUGGUUCAACAUGAUCAGGCGCCAUAGACUGAAGCUAUGGUGGGACAACCUCCACCGUCUCAAGGAACUCGCCGAGCCAGAGAAAAUACACAAGUUCAUAGACAAAUAAUCAUAUUUCCAUUUAUAUUAUAUUGUCAUUAACCUUUUGACCGCCACAGUCAGCCUUGGCCGUCAACGGAGUCUUGCCAAGGACGCAAACGACGGCUACAGCCAACAGCUUCGCCAAUGCAAUAGGGCCUUAUGCGGGACUCCGUAAAGUUCAAUUUCGCUUAAAUAAAUCGCGAUUGCCUGGCGUCCGGGGCACGGCGUGUUCCUUCGCCGUGUGGCGUUCAAAAGGGUAAUAAUAUUAUGUGUAUACAAUUAAUUACGAACAAGGAAACAGUAACAAUCCUAACAAUUUGGCAUUUUAUUUAAUUUACUUCAAUUAAUCAAAUCUGUUAAUUUUAUGUCUAGCUAUUCUAUGACCCUGUGACACUUGUAAUAUUUGAAUAGUUGUGCUAUUAAAAGUUAUUAAGGCACUUUAGUUAACAAAACGAUAUUGUUUGCGCAUCUGUAUGUUUCAUGCGUCAGCACCUUUAAUAUAUUACCAGUGUCGUUACUUAUUAUUUUAGUUAUAUUCGUAAGUCUUAGCUACAAAAAUAAGGCGCGAUAAAGUUUAAAUAUUCUUCAUAAACACAAGCCAUAAGAUUUGUCGCGCGCCGAUGUUUCUAGUUUUGUUCUAAUUCUAUAAGCAAGCAGCUGAUAAACGUUAGUAGGUAAUUAGGUAUUGAAAUUCAAAUUAUAUUCAAAUUAUUUAUUUUAUUAAACGUUAUUCCCCA
Messenger RNA from Cydia fagiglandana, 1462 nucleotides. RefSeq names its product isopentenyl-diphosphate Delta-isomerase 1 (gene Idi). Gene Ontology annotation, molecular function: isopentenyl-diphosphate delta-isomerase activity. The coding region runs from base 1 to 753 and encodes 250 amino acids. The record is from RefSeq and is a predicted model, not a curated record. Lineage: Eukaryota; Metazoa; Arthropoda; Insecta; Lepidoptera; Tortricidae. Gene Ontology annotation, cellular component: cytoplasm. The transcript has 5 exons. Gene Ontology annotation, biological process: isoprenoid biosynthetic process; isopentenyl diphosphate biosynthetic process.